GCCAGCCGGGCAGCGUCUGGCAGCUGCUGAGGGAGGGGAGUCUCUGGGCAGGAGAGUGAGACCGUUCACACGUGGUCUCCGGUAUCGGAAGAGCUGCCGCCUACGGCACCGAGUGACUGCUCUCCCCUCCCCAAGGCCGCCAUUCCCCCCACCGGUCCUUUAUCUGUGUUAGUGCGCGGUGUCGUCUUUGUGCAGCAGGUGUCACCACAGCAUCGCUGACGUCAUGGACUGCGACAUCAUGGAGAAUGACAUCUUGGAGGCUCUGGAGGAUCUUGGGUAUAAAGGAUCUUUAAUGGAUGAUGGAGCUUUAAACCAAGCAGUCUGCCAGGGUGCCCUUUCCCCGGAAUAUACUAAGCUGUGUGCCUGGCUGGUGUCAGAGUUAAAAAGGUUCUGUAAAUUAGAAGAAAAUGUGGAGGCUACCAACAGUCCAGAUGAAUCAGAAGGUUUCCAGCUGGAAAUGAGUGGCCUUCUGACAGAAAUGAUUUGUCCAUAUGUAUGUUUGACAUCUGGAGAUGUGACUAAACGCCUACUUGAAAAAGAAAACUGCCUCCUUCUCUUAACAUAUCUUCUAUCUGAGCUCGAAGCUGUACGAAUGUUGGCUGUGAGCAUCCCAGGAAAAAAAUCAGAAGAUGGUGAAGGCAGUGAGGUGUUUAAGGAAUUGAAGUGUAUUUGUAUGACACUUGGAAUGUCAAAACCUCCAGCCAGUAUAACAAUGUUCCAGUUCUUCAGUGGAAUUGAAAAGAAGUUGAAGGAAACGUUAUCAAAAGUGCCACCUAAUCAUAUAGGAAAGCCUCUGCUAAGCAAGCCCCUUGGGCCAUCUCAUUGGGAAAAGAUUGAAGCAAUUAAUCAAGCCAUAGCAAAUGAAUAUGACGUCCGGAGGAAAAUGUUGGUAAAGCGACUAGAUGUUACUGUGCAGUCGUUUGGUUGGUCAGACAGAGCAAAGAGUCAGUCUGAGAAACUUGGGAAAGUGUAUCAGCCCAAACGUGCAGCUUUACCCGUAAAAGGUGCUAUUUCUGUUGCCCACCUUUUGGCUGCCCGGCAGGAUUUGUCAAAAAUUCUAAGAACUAGCAGUGGGUCUAUCCGGGAAAAAACAGCCUGUGCUAUAAAUAAGGUGUUGAUGGGAAGAGUUCCUGACCGAGGCGGCAGACCCAACGAGAUUGAGCCCCCUCCUCCAGAGAUGCCUCCCUGGCAGAAAAGACAAGAUGGUCCCCCACAAGGUGGAGGUGGCAGUAGAGGUGGAGGAAGAGGAGGCUAUGAGCAGUCAUAUGGAGGACGAGGAGGCUAUGAACAAGGAGGUGGACGAGGCGGAGGAGGAGGCCGUGGAAGUUAUGACUAUGGUGGCAGAGGAGGUAGAGGAGGCAAAGUUCAUGGUGGCUGGACAGACUCUAGUAGUAACUAUCAAGACAGUGGCUAUCGUGAUAGUGGAUUUCAAUCUAGUGGCUACCAAGGCAGCGGAGGAGGAUACCAAAGUGGUGGAGGGGGUGGAUAUCAAGGAGGAGGUGGAUAUCAGGGCACAGGUGGUGGUUACCAAGGUGGAGGAGGAUAUCAGGGAGGUGGUGGGUACCAAGGUGGAGGAGGCUAUGGAAAUUACCAAGGAUCGUCCUAUUCUGGAAGUGGAUACCAGAGUGGUGGCUAUCAGCAAGAUAACAGAUAUCAAGAUGGUGGCUCCCACAGUGAUCGAGGUGGUAGUCGUGGAGGCGGAAGAGGAGGACGAGGCAGUCGGGGUGGAAGAGGAAACCAAGGUGGUGGAUGGGGUGGUCGAGGUGCACAAAACUAUAACCAGGGUGGGCAGUUUGAGCAGCACUUUCAGCAUGGAGGUUAUCAGUAUAAUCAGUCUGGGUUUGGACAAGGAAGACACUACACAAGUUGAGUUUAUUGAGAGUUCAGCUUACAAUAGAGCUCAGGUAAUAGAAUCGACCUGCUCAGAUGAGUGCUGUAUUAAGAGAAUACAUGCAGGCUUCUUUAUACAAUUUUUGCGUGAAAAACUAAAACCUGAAACAUGCAUGGACCUUACAAAUAAGGGUGUGCUCCUACAGUUGGUUUUUCUCAGAAGUGCAAUUUGCCAUGAUUACAACUAGAACGCAUGCACACCUUUCAUACAGCCCAAUACCGGAUCUGAUUUUAUGGCUGAAGUGCCGUAGCUUUCUUGAAUAGUGAUGACUGGCCACCAGUGCUGUGAUAGAGGUGAAUGCACACAUUUACAACACUUGCACAAGACAGGUAUACUUAAGGUAAUAAACACAAUAACUGACUGUAUGUUCAGUGCUGCAGUACAUACAUCUUCCAAGUUUUCUUCAUCAUAAAUGUUCGAUUUGCAAAGUAACCUUUAUUGCCUAGGACUGUUUCUGACAGGCACAUUUUUAUUACAUGAGCUCUAUUCCUUUCUAUACAGCAUAGCACGGGUUGAUACUACACCUCAAGGGCUGUAAAAAGGCCAGGGUUGAAAGAAUAGAUGGACACAGGAGGCUGAAAAAACAGUGACAACAUCAGUUUUGGUGGAGCAUCUCUAUUAAAAAUUGUCUACAAUUGGCGCCAUGCACUCUUCUGUAAUUAAUUGAAUUGUUCUUCCUUUCUGGCCUGGAUUUGUACUCGGCAACAUCUACCACAUUCAUCUCCCAGCAGGUCAAUACCACUCAACAGGCAGUGUAAAUUCUCACAUAGAUGACUCCAUGAAUGCUAAGGGAAGUUACCACACACCAGUAAUAAUUUUACUUUCCAGCUAACUGAGAAAAAACAAAAAUUACUUGAAUAUAGUGUUGAGACUUAAUUUUCUUCAUUUUGUUUGUUUGCAAAUUUAUACCACUGACUAAAAGUGGGGUUUUCCUUUUCCAUCCUCUGUGAAGAAGUGCACUACUUUGGGCAACCGUUUAUGCCCAGCAAAGUCCCUUAUUAAUGCUGCGAAAGGCACAGCCUUACUGAGUUGUGAUCUUUAUAAUUAAAGGCUAUGGUACAUGCAGUAGUUUGAGCACUACUUUUGGGCAGUAAUAACAAGCUGAUACUCGCCUGGGGUUGUCUCUUACCCACUUUAAGAGGAAGAACCAUGGGUCUUCUGGGAGCAACAGUCAGAAAUAUGCAUUAGGGUAGUUUGCCCGCUGGAAUUAUAUUCAGGUGAAUGGGAACUGACCCCAGGUAGGUAAUGGCAAUCAAAGUGCUGCAUGCACCAUAAGCUUAUGCCUUUACCAACAGCCACAUACUUUUUUUUUUUACUAAGUUUACUUUGUAAAUAAGCAUUGUCAAGCUGUGAAAGAAAACAGUAGAAGGUGUGCUGAUUGUAUGAAAGGUGAGCAAUAAAGAUUCCUUAUGGGUUCUGUCUAUAUA
Molecule: messenger RNA, 3318 nt
Organism: Xenopus tropicalis (tropical clawed frog)
Lineage: Eukaryota; Metazoa; Chordata; Amphibia; Anura; Pipidae
Source: RefSeq, a predicted model, not a curated record